Messenger RNA from Entamoeba invadens IP1, 927 nucleotides. RefSeq lists its product as hypothetical. The transcript has a single exon. Bases 1 to 927 code for a protein of 308 amino acids. Lineage: Eukaryota; Evosea; Mastigamoebida; Endamoebidae. The record is from RefSeq and is a predicted model, not a curated record.
AUGAGCGCAAUCACAUCAACCAAAACUGUUUUCACAUGCGUUUGCGGAAACAUCUCUGUUAUAACGAAAAAAAUCUGUGAAGAGUCUGAUUUGAAAUAUCAGGAACAAAGUGAAUGGAAAAUGCCCAUUUGUUCACAACAAGCACUUGUAACAGUGAAGUACCCAGAACUUCAGAAAGACACUUCUCUAACACAGAAUGUCUCUAUGUUGAGUUGCACUCUUUGUGGAACAGAGGUUUGCCAACACACUCAUUUCAAAAUGUUCAAAGAAGCAUCAGUGAAGGUCAAUCCUCUUUUAAGAAAUGUCGAUAGUCUUCGUAAGAACAUGAUUUACUCGGAGACGUUUGGCGUUUGGAUUGAGAUCAGUGACACGGAGAACUCCGACUACAAAAUGAAUGCAGUCGACAAAGAAAUUUUGAGAAAAGAAAAAGAGACGAUCGAAGAGCUCUUUGAGGAGAAGGAAAGGAAGGUGAGAGAGUUUGUGAUGCAACAAGAAGACUUGUUUGAAGAACAACGACGCGAAAUCAAGAAUCAAUUUUUGAUGUUGAAGAAACAAUGCGCGGUGAAGAGCGAAGUCCACUCCGCGUCAUGUCCGUCAUCUCCACUCCCACAGAAUAAUAUACCCGGACAAUGUCAUCACUGUUCUUCUUCGCAUCAAUGGAGUGGACGUAAUGAUGUCUUUCUCUUUGAUGAAGAAGAAGAAGAGAAUUGUGAAGGAAUGUCCUAUGUAGAGCAAGAGAAGGCAGACAACAGAGUCUUCAAACAUCUCAAUUUUGUAGCCAACUCGGUCCCGACUAAAAACGAUCAAGUCGAGGACGAGUAUUACUUCCCAGCAACUUUUAAGGACUUUGCCUUCGAAAAGACUAAAAAUGAAUCGGCUGAAAGAUUCUCAUUUGCGGCAAACACACUAAAAAGGACGCUGAUUUAG